AUGUCAAACAAAGCAUUAAUCAGCUCAGUUCUAGUUAAUAUGUUACCAACUUUUUCAACUGGUUCAAAUUCCUUUUUUUCAAGAUUUGUGAUGAUCAGUACUAUCUUUGUUCUUUUUAUCACAUUUUUACCAUAUGCUUCCUCUUCACCUACACCCUCAUCCAUUUCAAUGGAAUCUAACAACAAUAAUAAUAUUGAUAACAAAAUUGUUCAUGAUUCAAAUGCAUUUAUGUUUAAUCCAAAUAAUUAUCAAACAAAUUUACAAGAUGAUUCAUCGGCACCAUCAUCAGCAUCAUCCGUCCAUGAACAACAAAUUUCUGCACCAUCAUCACCAAUCUGGUUUGGACAACCACGUACACAAGCUAAUCAAUUUUUAAUGUCGCAUGUCAACGAUAAUGAUAUCAUUGUACCAAAAUGGUUUGUACGACAUAAUAAUAAUGAUGACGAUGAUGAUGAUGAUGAGAUCAAUGAUUAUAUUCCAUCUGGUAUUGUAGUCAACAAACGAUCAUCAUAUUUUAAUGCUGGAGGACAUCAAACAUUAAAGAAGCGUAAACAACAAGCAAAACCACCUAUGGAAGUGAUGAAUGAAAUUGUCAAUUCCAUUUAUCUUUAA
This is a messenger RNA of Adineta steineri, 612 nucleotides long. The record is from the annotation of a GenBank genome assembly. Lineage: Eukaryota; Metazoa; Rotifera; Eurotatoria; Adinetida; Adinetidae.